CGCCGCUGGAGCUCGGCUUCGGAGUCUUUCAGCUUCUGCACUUUUUCUUUGACCUUCAUCUCAAACACCUGCUCCAUCUCCAUCUCCAUCUUCUUCAUCUUGGCCACGUGCUCCCUUCUUUCUUCCUCCAUCUGGGCCAGGGGACUCUUGGUCAGCUGUCCCUUGUUCUUGUUAUUGCCUGUUAUCGACUACAUUGACAGUAAAUUUGAGGAUUAUCUGAACGCAGAAUCUCGGGUGAACAGAAGGCAGAUGCCAGACAACAGGGUGCAGUGUUGUUUAUACUUCAUUGCCCCUUCAGGACAUGGCCUCAAGCCCCUGGACAUCGAGUUUAUGAAGUGCCUGCAUGACAAGGUGAACGUUAUUCCCCUCAUUGCCAAAGCGGACACGCUGACCCCUGAAGAGUGCCAGCAGUUUAAGAAGCAGAUAAUGAAAGAAAUUCAGGAGCAUAAAAUUAAAAUAUAUGAAUUUCCAGAAACAGAUGAUGAAGAAGAAAAUAAGCUUGUUAAAAAGAUAAAGGACCGUUUACCUCUUGCUGUGGUCGGUAGCAAUACUAUCAUUGAAGUUAAUGGCAAAAGGGUCCGAGGAAGACAGUAUCCUUGGGGUGUUGCUGAAGUUGAAAAUGGGGAUCAUUGUCAUUUCACAAUUCUCAGAAACAUGUUGAUAAGAACUCACAUGCAGGACCUGAAGGACGUGACUAACAACGUGCACUAUGAGAACUACAGGAGCCGGAAGCUGGCGGCCCUGACGUACAACGGGGUGGACAAUAACAAGAAAGGAUAA
Messenger RNA from Antechinus flavipes (yellow-footed antechinus), 780 nucleotides. Its product is annotated as septin-7-like. The transcript has a single exon. Gene Ontology annotation, cellular component: cell division site; septin ring; microtubule cytoskeleton. Gene Ontology annotation, molecular function: molecular adaptor activity; GTPase activity; GTP binding. Gene Ontology annotation, biological process: cytoskeleton-dependent cytokinesis; cilium assembly. The annotation marks the transcript as partial. The record is from RefSeq and is a predicted model, not a curated record. Lineage: Eukaryota; Metazoa; Chordata; Mammalia; Dasyuromorphia; Dasyuridae.